AGACGGAAUCUAUAUAGGCACACCGAGGAGCCGUGGGGGGCCGAGCCGAGCGAGGUCCUGGUUGUACGCCCACGUCCCGCAGCGUAUCAGCCAUCAUGGGAUUGUUUCGGCGCAAUACCGGUGGGUCGGCCGCUGCAGGCUCCUCCUCAUCCUCGGCCCCAGUCUCUCCCAGAGGCCUCGGUCGGAAGUCGACCGAGCGCGCCAAUGCCCCAGCAAUGUGCCGCACGUCCACGGCCGGCACGGUUGGGUCAGAAACAACGGCCGAGAACCGUCUCCGCCGCCGCAGUUCCACCUUCUCGCAAUACAGCUUCAGCGAAGCGCAGCAGGACUUCCAGGAAGAGACCCUCGAUCCCGGCCCAAACCCCAAAAGCACCUCAAGAAGGUGGAAGUCGUGGCUGCCCGUCAUGUUCGCCUUGGUUCCUCCAUUCGCUGGCCUCAUCUUUAAAAACGGAACCGCCUUCUUCAGCGACCUUAUCCUGCUGUGCCUUGCCAGUAUCUUCCUCCACUGGUCCGUCACGGGACCAUGGAGAUGGUACGACGCGGCCCAGCAGGUUCGAGAGGACCAAGAAGGGGCCCUGGAGGAGUCGUUCGAUUCUCCCAAAGGCAAAGCGCCCGCAAAAUCCGACAGUGAAUCGGAAUCAUGGCGCGACACACCUCAAGCUGCUGAAGCCCGUCAGGAGCGAGCACGCCAGCUAGAACGCGCCCUAAUCCGGCUACGAAUCUUCGAAGUGCUGGCAUUGGGGGCGUGCUUUAUCGCUCCCGCCAUAGCCACGUACUUCCUCUACUCGGUCCGAUACCUCCUCAGUCGGCGCUCGGAAGGCGUCAUUGCUAACGUCAACAUCGGCAUCUUCCUCCUGGCUGCCGAGGUCACCCCGCUCUCGCAUUCGAUCAAGCUGAUAUUGGCGCACACGCUGCACCUGCAGCGAAUCGUCCACUCGAACCCGUACCGGACGGUGCGUAUGACGCCCUCGCGGUACCGCGCCCUGCUGGCGCGGGUCAAGGAGCUGGAGGAGCAGAUGCUCGAGCUGGCCGAGAGGAAACCGUGCGAGGGGUGCGACUGCGGCGACGCCCAAAAGCAGCAGGCACAGGCCCGGCAGAUGCGCGAGCAGGUGACGCGGGAUGUGCGCGCGGCCGUCGGCCCCGAUAUCGAUAGUGUCAUCCGUGCGGUUAGACGCUACGAGAAGAAGACCAGCACGUUGACGAGCGAGACAGACCAACGCCUGGCGGAAUUGCGCCGCAGCCUCGACGAUGUCAUUGCCCUGUCGGCCGUCGUUGCCAGGAAGAAGGCCGAGGGCUGGGGCAUCCUCGGGAAGCUCGCCGGUGGCGGUUGGUUUGUGGCGACGCUGCCGGUGACGGCGACGGUCGCUACGACCUCGACGGUGAUGUCUCCGGUGCUGCGGGGGGCGAAAUGGCUUGCCCGCGAGGGUAAGCAGUGGUUGGAUGAGCUCGAUGAUGCUCACGAAGGCGGUGAUAGAGAUGGGCGGCACCAACAACGUAACGACCAGGUUAGGGACCAGCCGGUUAAGCAAAGGCCGGUUGCCGGGGGGUCGUCAUUGGUGCCCCGAUCAGGUACCCCUACGCUACGGUAUGCUUGAGGUUCUUUUUCUUCUCGUUUGGUGCCUUUUGUAUGAAAUAGGGGCGGACAAUAAGGGCUCAGUGCCGGGUAUACUCAGACAGCGUUUUUUCUUUGGCCAUGCUGCGUUCCCCAGCCGCGAUACUCCGAGGUUGGUAAGACAACUUCCCAGGCAAAGUUCCACGGUUGUUUCGCUUUUUCGCCGGGCCCACUGCGCACAAGGGUACCGAUC
This is a messenger RNA of Thermothelomyces thermophilus ATCC 42464, 1805 nucleotides long. RefSeq lists its product as uncharacterized. NCBI's taxonomy places the organism in Eukaryota, Fungi, Ascomycota, Sordariomycetes, Sordariales, Chaetomiaceae. The transcript is spliced from 2 exons. The coding region runs from base 96 to 1595 and encodes 499 amino acids. The record is from RefSeq and is a predicted model, not a curated record.